AUGAUCUCACUCUCCCAAGAACAGAUCACAGAACUAGUGUCCUCUCCCAGAACAGAACCACAGACAGUGUCCUCUCCCAGAACAGACCAGAGACAGUGUCUCUCCCAAGAACAGACCACAGACAGUGUCCUCUCCAAGAACAGCCGAACAGCGUCUCUUUCCCAAGAACAGAUCACAGACAGUGUCCUCUCCAAGAACAGAUCCACGGAACCAGUGUCUUCUCCCAAGAACAGAACCACAGACAGUGCCCUCUCCCAAGAACAGAACCACAGACAAUGUCCUCUCCCCAGAACAGCCCACAGACAGUGUCCUCUCCCAGAACAGAUACUAGACAGUCUCCUCUCCCAAGAACAGAUCACAGACAGUGUCCUCUCCCAAGAACAGAACCACAGACAGUGUCCUCUCCAAGAACAGCCCACAGACAGUGUCCUCCCAAAGUACAGCCACAGACAGUGUCCUCUCCCAGAACAGACCACAGACAGUCUCCUCUCCCAAGAACAGAUCACAGACAGUGUCCUCUCCCAAAGAACAGAACCACAGAUGUCCUCUCCCAAGAACAGACCAAGACAGUGUCCCUCUCCCAAGAACAGCCCACAGACAGUGUCCUCUCCCAAGAACAGCCCACAGACAGCGUCACCUCUCCCAGAACAGAUCACAGACAGUGUCCUCUCUAAGAACAGACCACACAGACAGUCUCCUCUCCAAGAACUUGGAUCCACAGACAGUGUCUCUCCCAAGAACAGAGACCACAGACAGUGUCCUCCCAGAACAGACCACAGACAGUGUCCUCUCCAAGAAUUAAGAUCACAGACAGUGUCCUCUCCCAAGAACAGACCAGAGACAGUCUCCUCUCCCAGAACAGAUCACAGACAGUGUCCUCUCCAGAACAGACCACAGACAGUGUCGUCUCCCAAGAACAGAUCUAGACAGUGUCCUCCCAGAACAGACCAGGGGCAGUCUCCUCUCCCAAGAACAGAUCACAGACAGUGUGUCACUCUCCCAGAACAGACCACAGACUGA
Messenger RNA from Homarus americanus (American lobster), 1020 nucleotides. RefSeq names its product serine/arginine repetitive matrix protein 1-like. The record is from RefSeq and is a predicted model, not a curated record. Bases 1 to 1020 code for a protein of 339 amino acids. The transcript has a single exon. Lineage: Eukaryota; Metazoa; Arthropoda; Malacostraca; Decapoda; Nephropidae.